Molecule: messenger RNA, 2004 nt
Organism: Orycteropus afer afer
Lineage: Eukaryota; Metazoa; Chordata; Mammalia; Tubulidentata; Orycteropodidae
Gene: SCML2
Product: Scm polycomb group protein like 2
Exons: 12
Coding region: 103-2004 (633 amino acids)
Biological process (GO): regulation of DNA-templated transcription
Cellular component (GO): nucleus
Molecular function (GO): protein binding
Source: RefSeq, a predicted model, not a curated record
UUCCAAUGGGACAAUUACUUGAAAGGGACUGGAUCUGUAAGUGCUCCUCCAGAGUAUUUCAGACAGUCCAAGAUUCCACCAGCUAAUGAUUUCAAAGUUGGUAUGAAAUUGGAAGCCCAUGACCCUCGCAAUACUACUUCAGUGUGUAUUGCCACAGUUGUUGGAAUUACUGGUGCCAGGUUACGUUUAAGACUGGAUGGUAGUGACAACCGGAAUGACUUUUGGAGACUUGUUGAUUCCCCGGACAUACAGCCAGUUGGGACCUGUGAAAAGGAUGGGGACUUACUUCAGCCUCCACUGGGGUACCAGAUGAAUGUGUCAUCUUGGCCAAUGUUCCUCCUACGAACAUUAACUGGAUCUGAAAUGGCACCUGCAACACUGUUUAAGAAUGAACCACCAAGGCCAGCCCUAAAUAAUUUUGAAGUGGGAAUGAAACUUGAAGCAAUAGACAGAAAAAACCCUUACCUGAUCUGCCCUGCAACUAUUGGAGAUGUGAAAGGAGAUGAAGUUUAUAUCACAUUUGAUGGCUGGAGUGGAGCUUUUGAUUAUUGGUGCAAGUAUGAUUCUCGAGAUAUUUUCCCAGUUGGAUGGUGUCACCUGACAGGAGAUGUAUUACAACCACCAGGAGCUAAUGUUGCCAUUACAAAGAGUAUAGCAAAAUCACAAGCUUCCCCUUCUAAAGUGACCCGUCGUUCAAUGCAGUCUCCACAGAAAACUGAACCAAUAUUGCCAGCACAGCAGGCCAAGAAAUCAGGUCGGACUAAGUCACCUGGACAGACUUCAAUCUUCAAGAAGGGCAAUUCUCUUAGAAAUAACACAUCAAAGAAAAAAGGCCAAAAGGAAAAAUGUCUUCCUGCUUUGUGUUCUACAUCUGCAACUUUUGUAAAUUUGGUGUCCAGUGAUCAUGGCUAUCAUCCAUAUGAUGAUAAGGAUGCCAGUCCUGGAAAAUCUAAGAUAGUGAUGUCUACAGUCUGUGUCUAUGUAAAUAAACAUGGAAAUGCUGGUCCUCACCUGGAUCAGAAGAGAAUCCAGCAACUGCCUGACCACUUUGGCCCUGGCCCUGUCAAUGUUGUGCUCCGGCGGACCGUGCAGGCCUGUGUAGAUUGUGCCCUUCAGACUAAGACUGUUUUCGGAUUCCUUAAGCCAGAUCAUCGUGGAGGAGAAGUGAUAACUGCUUCCUUUGAUGGAGAAAACCAUUCUGUCCAGCUCCCUCCAGUGAACAGUGCAUCAUUCGCGCUUCGCUUUCUUGAGACCUUCUGCCAGAGCCUGCAGUGUGAUAACCUGUUGAGUAGCCAGCCUUUUAGCUCUUACAGGAGUAACCCUCAUAGCCCUGUGGAACAUGACAACAGUAAAUCAGAAACAGAAGGCUUAUCAGGGAAGAAAAGCACCAAACGAUCUUCUCAGCAACCUCUACCUUAUCCUGCUCCUCUCUCUAAGAUCCCCAAGACAAUGGUGCUUGCCUCUAAAGAGGAAUGGUUGCCUCCUGAAGAAAAUGGCAAGCCCAAAGAAGAAAAGCUGCCCGAAGAAAACAACUCUUCACUAAACUCAGCACACUCUCUGAACCCUGUCUGCAGAAAUCUUGUAAACAUUCAUACCUCAAACUCCCGCAGUUUUAUUCACCCUGUGCCAGGCACCUCAAGCUCAGCAUUAGUUGGGAGCAAAUUAUUUGCCAAGAGCAGUCACCAUGAAGUUAACAGGAUGCAAAUGCAGAGGAAAAGUGAAGUUAUAAAUUAUACAGUUGGACCUGACCCCAGUGCCCUGAAACAAAGCUACUUUAAGGACCCUUCAAGCUGGUCUGUGGAAGAAGUGAUACAGUUUAUGAGACAAACAGAUCCUCGGACAUCAGCCUCCCUGGCGGACCUCUUCAGGCAGCAUGAAAUUGAUGGGAAGGCUCUGUUGCUCCUGAAGAGUGAUGUGAUAAUGAAAUACAUGGGGCUGAAGCUGGGGCCAGCAUUAAAGCUCUGUCACUACAUUGAAAAACUUAAAGAAGGAAAAUACAAUUGA